ACUCAGAGGGCCUAGGCCCGCUCUCUCUCCGCCAUGUUAGAUUUGCCCCGCCGGGGUAGCAGCGGAGUUGGCAACCAGCGGUCUUUGCAGUGGCCUCUGGCGGGCGCCCCCCGGGGGCGGGAAGCGGGUCACACAUUUUUAAGCUUGGAUAGCUUGGCUUAUACAGGCCUCUGAUGAAGACAGAAAUCAAAGCUCAGGUAGCCAGGUCUGCUACAUUAAAGGGACUUUUUUGAGGGCGGGAGCAGAAAGACGACGUAGAGGAAAAGCUGACUUGUGCCAAGCGAAGCUCCACAGCAUGGAAGUACAGGUUACUCUAAAUGUGACUUUUAAAAAUGAAAUGCAAAGCUUUCUGGUUUCCGAUCCAGAAAAUACAACUUGGGCUGAUGUCGAAGCUAUGGUAAAAGUGUCAUUUGAUUUGAACACUAUUCAGAUAAAAUACCUGGAUGAGGAGAAUGAAGAGGUAUCCAUCAAUAGUCAAGGAGAAUAUGAAGAAGCACUUAAGAUGGCAGUUAAGCAGGGAAACCAACUGCAGAUGCAAGUCCAUGAAGGGCACCAUGUCCUUGAUGAAGCCUCAGCCCCAGUUGCAGCAGAAAAACGACUAGCUGUCAGGGCAGGGAAAAAGCCACUUGCACAUUAUUCUUCACUGAUGAGAGUUUUGGAAUCAGAUAUGAAGACCCCAGAGGAGCCUGCAGCUCAGUUGUUUCCACUUGCUUCAUGUGACACAGACCAGCCUCAGGACAAGCCCCCAGACUGGUUCACAAGAUACUUAGAAACAUUCAGAGAGCAAGUGGUUAAAGAAACAGUUGAAAAGCUUGAACAGAAAUUACAUGAGAAGCUUGUCCUUCAGAGCCCAUCCUUGGGUUAUUCCUCAGAAGUCUCAAUGCCUAUUUCAGAGGAAACACUGUUUUUGCCAGGAAACCAGUUCAGCUGGCAUAUUGCUUGCAGCAGCUGCCAAAAAAGGAUUGUUGGUGUGCGCUACCAGUGUAGCCUAUGCCCAUCCUACAAUAUUUGUGAAGAUUGUGAAGCGGGACCAUAUGCCCAUGACACUAACCAUAUCCUGCUAAAGUUGCGGAGACCUGUUGUGGGUUCCUCUGAACCAUUCUCUCACCCAAAGUACUAUACUGCUCGUCUUCCUGCUGCUCUGGAGCAAGUCAGGCUCCAGAAACAGGUUGAUAAGAACUUUCUUAAAGCAGAAAAGCAAAGGUUACGAGCUGAGAAGAAACAACGUAAAGCAGAGGUCAAGGAACUUAAAAAGCAGCUUAAGCUCCAUAGGAAGAUUCAUCUAUGGAAUUCGAUCCAUGGACUCCAGAACCCCAAGUCUCCGUUGGGCCGACCUGAGAGCUUGCUCCAGUCUAAUACCCUGAUGUUCCCUUUGCAACCCUGUGCCCCAGUUAUGCCAAUGCUCAGUGCAGCAUUUGUGGAUGAGAAUUUGCCUGAUGGGACUCACCUUCAGCCAGGAACCAAGUUUAUCAAACACUGGAGGAUGAAAAAUACAGGAAAUGUAAAGUGGAGUGCAGAGACAAAGCUCAAGUUCAUGUGGGGAAACCUUACUUUGGCUUCUACAGAAAAGAAGGAUGUUUUGGUUCCCUGCCUAAAGGCUGGCCAUGUAGGAGUUGUGUCUGUGGAGUUCAUCGCCCCAGCUUUGGAGGGAACGUAUACUUCCCAUUGGCGUCUUUCUCACAAAGGCCAACAGUUUGGGCCCCGGGUCUGGUGCAAUAUCAUAGUGGAUCCUUUUCCCUCCGAAGAGAGCCCUAACAACAUUGAAAAGGGCAUGACCAACUCAAGCAACGCUGAUGAUCUCACCUGCCAACAAGAGGAAGCUUUUUUUCUGGCUAAAGAAGAAACUCAGCUUGGUGAAGUGUCUGAGCAGGCAGAAGGGGCAGGAACCUGUGCCCCACAGAAGACAAAAAAUGUUGCCAACGAGAGGGAACUCUAUAUCCCAUCUGUGGACCUUCUGACUGCCCAGGACCUGCUAUCCUUUGAGUUGUUGGAUAUAAAUAUUGUCCAAGAGUUAGAGAGAGUACCCCACAACACCCCUGUGGAUAUGACUCCCUGCAUGUCUCCUCUGCCACAUGACAGUCCUUUGAUAGAGAAACCAGGGUUGGGGCAGAUAGAAGAAGAGAGUGAAGGGGCAGGAUUUAAAGCACUUACCGUGUCAGGAAAGACAAAACCUGAAAACAUUGCUUCAGUGGAGGAAACAGAAGAAGACCUGAGUGGGACCCAGUUUGUGUGUGAGACUGUAAUCCGAUCCCUUACUUUGGAUGCUGCCCCAGAUCACAACCCACCUUGUAGACAGAAGUCCCUGCAGAGGGCAGAAUUACAGCUGGAUUCCACAGAGGGACAGCAGCCGGUUGUGCUGCCUGGAUUCUGCAGUAAGGAGUCUAACUUGAAAUUUGCCUUCUCUGAAGAGGGACCACUUGGAGAUGAGAGGGAAGAGAUUGUCCACAUUGCUGAUGAAGAAGUUGUUGUGGAAGAGGAAGAGGAUGAUGAGCUCAAAGAUGAAGUUAAGAGUCAGUCCUCAGCGUCCUCAGAAGAUUACAUCAUCAUCCUGCCUGAGUGCUUUGAUACCAGCCGCCCUCUGGGUGACUCCAUGUACAGUUCUGCUCUCUCACAGCCAGGCCUAGAGCGAGGGGCUGAAGGCGAGCCUGGGGUUGAGUCUGGGCCAGAACCAGCUGAGGUUGGAGAGAGACGCCCUGGAGGGAAGAAACAGCCACAGGAGCACAGCAUCAGUGACAUCCUCACAACCUCACAGACUCUGGAAACGGUGUCCCUAAUCCCAGAGGUGGUGACGCUGCCAUCGCCACUGCCCAGGAGCCCUCCUUGUGUACAGCAUCAUGGUUCCCCAGAAGUGGAUUUACCAGUUACCGUACCAGAAGUUUCUUCAUUGUCUGAUCAAAUCAGAGGAGAGCCCACAGGCUCAUCAGGACUUGUAAGCAGCAGACAGAAGAGCUAUGACCACUCAAGGCAGCACCAUGGGAGCAGCAUUGCUGGAGGACUGGUGAAAGGGGCUUUGUCUGUCGCUGCCUCUGCAUACAAGGCCCUGUUUGCUGGGCCACCAGUCACUGCACAGCCAAUAGUUUCUGAAGAUCAAACAGCAGCCCUGAUGGCUCAUCUAUUUGAAAUGGGAUUCUGUGACAGGCAGCUAAACCUAAGGCUGCUGAAGAAACACAAUUACAACAUCCUGCAGGUUGUGACGGAACUUCUUCAGGUUAACAACAAUGACUGGUAUAGCCACCGAUAUUGAAGAGUGACCUUGUAUUAAAAAACUCUGCCUGCUGCUCAGAGAUGAUCUUUAUUCUGUCAUUGGGGGUGUGGGUUAGAAGCCCUAGCUUGUUUUUUAAUCUGAUGAAUCUGUAUGGCACCCAUCACUGAAUUAUCAAGACAACACCUGUUAACAGUAUUUGGGGAAGCAAAUCAAAGACCAGAACUUAAACUUUCACUUUAGACAUUGGAUGAAUAGUAGGAAUACAGUUUUUCAAUUGAUUUGGAUAAAACUCCUUUCUUCAUUUAUGUGUUAGAGUGUAACUUGAACUUCCUAUAGAACCAUUUUUUUUCCUGCUUUCAUUGAAGUUGAUUAUUUUUCUUUUGUUAAUGUGGAUGUUUUAUGGGACUGUUAAUUGUCAGGUUUUAAAAGAAAUUAACGUUGAAGGUUGUUUUUAAGAAUUAUUCUCCUAAUUUCUGUAACCUACCCUCAAGCUUCACAGCUGUGUGGCAUUGAAAUGACACCCAGAGUGUGACAGAAAUGUUACUAAUUCUUCCUUUCCCAAGGAGAAAGUCAUUUCCCUGCAAGACCAUAAUAAUUGGCACCACUGCUUCCUAACAACUCCAUUGGUGUAUUUAAGAGCAUCCAACUUCUGGGGAUCUCUGCAUUUCAAUGAAAGGAAAGAGUGUGCUAAUUAACACCCCCCCACCUCACCCCCUGUCAGCACCUAUUGAUCCAGUGUCUAUAUAGUAAUUUUGCAUACAUUUUUAUUUAAGGGAAAAUUUUAAGUAGAUAGUGUGAAAUAUUUUGCUAAUCGUAUAGAGAAGGAAAAAGACUCUUCAAUUACUUAAAGGGAAAAGUAAAUUUAAGUUACCUUUUUUCUUAAUAUCAGGGCAGAUCUUAUUUUACAGUAGAGUGGGAGAAGUAGAAAUGUGGAACGCGAAAGACCAGCUCCUGAAUUAAUCUCAGUAAAAUUCAGGGUAUGCAAGUGAGCAUGAGGCAUAGGAAAUGCUGAUCACUUCCUUGAACGCUUGAAAUUUGUUCAGAGGUAUCUAACCGUAGAGAACCUAGAACAGGAAGAGGCAGCUGAUGUUUUGCAAAAGUUGGAUGGGGGCAAACUCACUGAAAAAGUUUUGGUUUAACCCCGGGAUGAGGGGAAAUAGUUUGCAGAGGUUUAGGGGCUCACUUGAUUUACAGGAGAGUCUUGGGUACAAUCGUUGAAAGAAGAGGUAAUAAACACACUAAAGAGUUCAUCUAUUAAUGACUUCCUGAAAAGGAAGACUCUGAAUCACAGCCCAAAAGUGGGAAGGAUAAUUGAAAUAGUAUUAUUUAACCUAGUUGGUAUUUAUAAUGAAUGGUAAUUUUAGUCAUUAGCCAUUAUGAUGUUUAUUUGCAGUAUAACUCUUGAAUGCUACAAUAAACCAGGAUUCAGACUGCAAAA
Molecule: messenger RNA, 4643 nt
Organism: Nycticebus coucang (slow loris)
Lineage: Eukaryota; Metazoa; Chordata; Mammalia; Primates; Lorisidae
Gene: NBR1
Product: NBR1 autophagy cargo receptor
Exons: 23
Coding region: 296-3244 (982 amino acids)
Biological process (GO): macroautophagy
Cellular component (GO): phagophore assembly site
Molecular function (GO): ubiquitin binding; zinc ion binding
Source: RefSeq, a predicted model, not a curated record